This is a messenger RNA of Fusarium oxysporum Fo47, 408 nucleotides long. RefSeq lists its product as uncharacterized. The transcript has 2 exons. Bases 1 to 408 code for a protein of 135 amino acids. NCBI's taxonomy places the organism in Eukaryota, Fungi, Ascomycota, Sordariomycetes, Hypocreales, Nectriaceae. The record is from RefSeq and is a predicted model, not a curated record.
AUGUUCCUGUUCGUCUAUCUGACGAAACGUCUCACUGAACGAGAAAGACUGAUCAUGGACAACUUCUGUGAGAGUAUUGUAAGUAUCCAGCACAAUUGUACUGAAAUCGUCGACAAUGGACAGGUUAUGAGAGUCUCCAUCGAAUAUGAAGGUAAGGUAUGGGACGAUGCCUCGUCUGAGGAAUAUGCUGAUACGAGGCUCGUCAAACAGCAGCCAAUACCUCGAGAUCUUGAGAUACCCAUUGAGAUCAUUGAAGAGGGCCUGCUGAAGGCCCACGGUAUCGCGGGGCCCGAUGAUGGCUCAACAGCCUUUAAAUAUGAGAUUUGUCUCUAUGAACCGAGAGAUAAAGAGCAUGAGCUUCUUGCGGAUGAGAGACGCCUCAUCGAGAAUACGGAACAGGAAGUGUGA